This is a messenger RNA of Hansenula anomala, 759 nucleotides long. RefSeq names its product mitochondrial 37S ribosomal protein mS42 (gene RSM26). Gene Ontology annotation, biological process: superoxide metabolic process. NCBI's taxonomy places the organism in Eukaryota, Fungi, Ascomycota, Saccharomycetes, Phaffomycetales, Wickerhamomycetaceae. Gene Ontology annotation, molecular function: superoxide dismutase activity; metal ion binding. The coding region runs from base 1 to 759 and encodes 252 amino acids. The transcript has a single exon. The record is from RefSeq and is a predicted model, not a curated record.
AUGCUACGUAAUAAUAGACCAGUCCAAUCAUGGGCCAAAAGAAUGAUACACACAGCCCCAAGGCUCAAAUUACAAGACCAAUACACUACACAAGGUAUACCUGGAUUACUUUCACCAAAUGGGUUUAAAUUAGCAUGGAUAGAUCAACAAAAUUAUCUAACUACAAAAUUAACAUUAUUAACAAAUGGUACAAGUGAUGAAACUCGUUAUCCUUUCCAUAUUGCUAUAAAUUCAGCAAGGGACCAGACAAAACAACCAAUUUUCAAUGUUGCUUCACAAUGUCAUAAUAAUCAUUUUUUUUUCGAACAAUUAACAUCACCUUUAACAAAUACAACUUCACCAUCAAGGGAUUUGGAAAGUCGUAUAAUUGAUAGGUUUGGAUCUUUAGAUGGGUUGAAGAAACAAUUUAUUGAAGAGAGUGAAAAAAUUAUUGGACAAGGUUGGGUUUUCUUGGUGGAGACUGAAUCUAAAAGUUUAGAAAUUUUAAUUGUUAAUAAUAGUGGUACUCCAUAUAAUUUCAGUGGUAAUUUAAGUUUGGAUUUGAAUGGACCUAUUAAUUCAGAUGAAUUUGAAGCUUGGGAAGCUAUUAAAGAACAUACUUUGAAUAAGACAACUGAUUGGACCAUCCCAUUAUUAGGUGUUAGUUUAUGGGAUCAUGCUUAUGUACUUGAUUAUGGUGUUGGACAAAGAGCAAAAUAUGUUGGGGAUGCCCUGGAUGCUAUUAAUUGGGAGGUUGUUAAUAAGAGAGUAUAUGUGUGA